UCUUUAAUUACCGUCAUUGUGUACACAGUGAACAAACACAUUUCUGCAGCAUAGCUAAUUACCAAAAAGAAUCAGAGGCUGUCUUUCAUGGCAAGCAUAGCACGAAAAUUUAUCCCCAAUUUUUUAUGUCUGCUACUCUUCCUGGGUCUAUCUUCUUCUGAGCAGCGAAACACAUUAGUGCAACGACAGGAGCUCAAAGAUGGAGAUGAAUUAGUUUCAGCUGGUGGAAAAUUUAGAUUAGGAUUCUUCAACCUUACAAGUAACAAUUCCUACUUAGGAAUAUGGUACGAUGGUGACUCCCUCACGAAUGUAGUGUGGGUUGCCAAUCCAAAUGCUCCACUGUUUGGCAAUUCUGUAAGUCUUAUUAUUGAUGACUAUGGGAGUUUGAAAAUGGAUCCUUCUAUUUCACUACAUACAGGACAAGAAGCAAGUAAUUGUAGUGCUGUUCUACUUGAUACUGGUAACUUUGUACUACAUGAGCUGAAUUCAGAUGGAACUGUGAAGAGGGAAUUGUGGCAAAGCUUUGACUAUCCCACUGAUACACUUCUGCCAGGAAUGAAACUGGGAUUCAACAAAAAAAGUGGACAAACUUGGUCUCUAAAAUCAUGGAGAAGUGACGUGGUACCUGACACAGGGGCCUUUACUUUUGGCAUGAACGAGGACUCUAUACCUGGAAAUGAGUUCAACAUCAUGCAGCACGAGGACGAGUAUUGGACAGGUGGGUUUUCGCAAGAUGAGGGUUACCAGCACAAGCCAAUAAAUGGUUUCACUUUACAAGAUCAAAGAGGUUCCUCUUACGCCUUUUCAAAGAUAUCGAAUGAGAAUGAAACAUACUUCAACUAUUCGGCAAAUAAAGACAUCAAAACGUUCCCACGGUUAAGGAUAGAUUACUUGGGAAAGCUUUAUGUAGGUGAAAGGUUGCUUGUUCAAUGUAGUUUUCCUUCCCUCGCUUCAGAUGAUCAAGGAUGUGUGAAGAAAAAGCUUCCGGGGUGCAGGAGCCAUGAUAUUACAUUUGCUGAACGUUCAGGUUACUUCGUGGAUGAUGAUGAAUACGAGUUUCAUAAGGAUGACAACCUGACCCAUAUGGAUUGUGAAGACAAAUGCGUGACAAUUUGUUCUUGUGUUGCCUUUGAGCCUUCAAAGGAAGAUGGCACCGGCUGUAAGGUUUGGACCACCACGCCAAAUUUUAAAAUGGCUUUGAAUGCAUCAAAAGUAUACUUCCUCGAAUACGAAGCAAAGUUGUCUGUCAAUGCAGCAAAGCCAAAUAGGUGGUGGAUAUGGCUCAUUGUGGCAGUAGGAGGAGUCAUUAUCACCUUGUUCUUCUCCUUAUGCUAUGCAAAAAUAAAUAAAAAACGCGUAGCGGAAGGGGAGAGAAAAAGGAAACAAAAUAUGCUCAUACAAGAACUCGGAGGUAAUGCAAUACCUUCCACCGUACAUAACAACGUGAACAAUCAAAACAAUGAUGGGCAAACUAGCCAUGAGUUGCAUGUCUUUAGCUUUGAAAGCAUUACAAUUGCUACAAGUAAUUUCUCAACCGAAAAUAAAUUAGGAGAGGGUGGUUUUGGACCAGUUUAUAAGGGAAAAUUACCUGAUGGACGAGAAAUAGCAAUAAAGAGACUUUCAAAAAGUUCUGGACAAGGAUUGUUAGAAUUCAAGAAUGAAGUUAUUCUCAUUGCCAAACUCCAACACACUAAUCUUGUAAGACUUUUAGGAUUUUGCAUUCAAGAAGAAGAAAAUAUGCUAAUCUAUGAGUACAUGCCCAACAAAAGCUUAGACAUCUUCCUAUUUGAUCCUACUAAAAAGUACAUAUUAAAUUGGAAAACACGCUUCAAUAUUAUUGAAGGCAUUGCUCAAGGACUUGUUUAUCUCCACAAAUAUUCAAGACUAAGAAUUGUUCACCGAGACUUAAAAGCUAGCAACAUUUUGCUUGAUGAAGAGAUGAAUCCAAAAAUAUCCGAUUUUGGGUUAGCUAGAAUAUUUGGAUUGAAAGAAUCAGAAGAAAACACAAAUAGAGUUGUUGGAACAUAUGGUUAUAUGUCCCCAGAGUAUGCCAUGAAUGGUAUUGUUUCAAUAAAAACUGACGUAUUCAGCUUUGGAGUUCUAUUAUUAGAAAUUGUGAGCGGCAAGAAAAAUAAUAGUCGUUAUCAUUCUGAUCAUCCACUCAACCUUAUAGAUUAUGCAUGGAAAUUAUGGAAUGAAGGUAAGGAUUUGGAGCUAAUUGACCCAACAAUAUUAGAUGACUCAUGCAGUCUAUAUGAAGUAUCAAGAUGCAUUCAUGUUGGUCUCUUAUGCGUGCAAGACCAAGCAACAGAUAGACCGACCAUGAUGAAUGUUGUUUCUAUGCUUUCAAAUGAAACUCUUCAACUAUCUCCUCCAACGCAACCUAUUUUUUUUAUUAACACAUUUGUGGAAGAGAAUCCUGUUUCUGAAAUUAAGCCAGAAAGUUGUUCCGUAAAUAAUGUCACAGUUUCUGUGAUGAAACCUAGAUAAAUACUAGAAUAUAGUAUGUAUAUAUAUGCCAUCUCAAAAAAAAGAAGAAGAAAAAAGUAUGUAUAUAUAUGCCUAUGUGAUAACUGAUAAGGGCUAUUCUCGAUUAUGACUAGUCAAGAUGUAUCCCUGUUUCUAAUGUUUUUAUUAGAAGCCUUG
Molecule: messenger RNA, 2646 nt
Organism: Quercus lobata
Lineage: Eukaryota; Viridiplantae; Streptophyta; Magnoliopsida; Fagales; Fagaceae
Product: G-type lectin S-receptor-like serine/threonine-protein kinase CES101
Exons: 7
Coding region: 88-2490 (800 amino acids)
Biological process (GO): protein phosphorylation
Cellular component (GO): plasma membrane
Molecular function (GO): protein serine/threonine kinase activity; ATP binding
Source: RefSeq, a predicted model, not a curated record